Molecule: messenger RNA, 690 nt
Organism: Medioppia subpectinata
Lineage: Eukaryota; Metazoa; Arthropoda; Arachnida; Sarcoptiformes; Oppiidae
Source: the annotation of a GenBank genome assembly
AUGUGUUUUGAUCUAUCGUUCAAAAAGGGAGAUAUUAUAAUAUUACGCAAACGGAUCGAUCAAAAUUGGUUUCACGGAGAGCUUAAUAACAAAUCUGGUUUCCUGCCGGCCAGCUAUGUCCAGGUACUAGUGCCGCCCCCGUCGCCUGUGCCCCCACAAUGCAAGGCUUUGUACGACUUCCGGGUCACUGAUGUGGAGGAGAAGGACUGCCUGUCGUUCGCGAAGAACGACGUGAUAACAGUGAUCCGUCGGGUGGACGAGAAUUGGGCCGAAGGCAAACUCAUGGACAGAAUCGGCAUCUUUCCCAUCAGUUUUGUCGAGAUGAAUGUGUCCGCCCGGGCGCUCAUGAAGUUGGCCUCAAUCAACACCAACACACCGUCGCGUUGCGCUCCACCCGCGCCCAUCGCUGUCACCCCCGGAACCACCACUUCGCCCGAACCGACCACAUCGGGCGCCUUAUUGUCGGCGCACAACACGGCCGGCACGACGACGACAGUGACCACCGCCAGUGGCGGUACGAUUAGCGCCCCAUUCGUUAGUCAAUCAGCGCUCAGUCAUACGACAGCAGUCAAUAGUCCGCCGCAGCCGUCGUCAGUCACGGGCGUGAAGUUGUCGUCGCCGUCGGUGAACGCGGCCGCCAAUCAACACACAAACACUGGUCCAGUGGUUGCUGUGAUGCCGGUCACCGGU